Messenger RNA from Pocillopora damicornis (cauliflower coral), 3214 nucleotides. RefSeq lists its product as uncharacterized. Lineage: Eukaryota; Metazoa; Cnidaria; Anthozoa; Scleractinia; Pocilloporidae. Gene Ontology annotation, molecular function: protein binding. The record is from RefSeq and is a predicted model, not a curated record.
AUGGCAUGCGUAACAGAAUACUCUGCAGAACAGCUUAAUUACUACAGAAUCUGUUACAUUACCACUGAUGUUUUGGCAGAUGGUCUGCGAACAGUCUUUAAACAAGAAUGGGACAACCGCUAUAAUUCAACAAAGGGAGAAUGGAAAGAUGAGCCCAAAAAUGGAUUGGACUUUUAUAAUGGGGAAUCCCCACGUAACCAAAGAAGAAAUUUCCGGCUUUUAGCCACCAUGAUUAAUGGGAAUACAGCUGAAUGGGACUGUACAAUGCUUUUUUACGCCAUCCUCUUCUCCGACUGUAUCUACAGUCUGUCCACGACUGUCAACACAAAUGUACAUGAUCUCAAAAAUUUUCGAAACGAACAGUUUGCGCACAUGCCACGAGGUCAACUCACAGACGUGGAAUUUCAGGGUGCCAUCAGCAAAGUACAAACUGCUUUUCAAGCUCUUGGUCUUUCUACGUCGCAGAUUCAAGGUCUCAGAAAUCAGACAAGUUUUCGUACUGACGAAUUACGAAAUGUGCUCAGAAAAAUCGACGACCUUGAAAUGGAACUGAAAGAGAUAGAAGAACAGCGACGGGUCCUGGAAGAUCAGUUACAGAGAGACAUUUCUUCUUUUUGUUUUCUCCCUCCAAAACCCUCACAUGACCUCGCCAAUCGUGACCGUGAAGUUGUUCAAAUUACGCAAAAACUUAAAUGGCUGAAGAAAACUAAUGAAAGCUCUGUAACUUACUUGUACAUAUCAGGCAACCCUGGAAGUGGAAAAUCCCAGUUGGCUGGUCUUGUGGCCAGGCGAUAUUUCGAUGAAGCCCAAGAAGUUCCCGACAUUCCUUCAUUUGUUAUGACAGUAAAUGCUGAAAGCUCACCCGCGCUUCUAGAGUCGUAUGUUACUUUUGCUCGACAACUUAAGUGCCCGGAAUACGCGAUUACAAACACUCUCUACUGCAGGGAUUUUAACACGGACGAGAAGAUCGCUAACCUAAAAACGUUAAUAGCUCCAAAACUGGUGCUCUUUUCCUCUUGGCUUCUAAUAAUCGACAACGUGACGAGCAUGUCUUCUAUGCAUGCUCAUUUUCCCGCAAAUGAGUGUUGGGUGCGAGGACAGGUAUUAAUCACAACGCAGGACACUGCAUCCAUCCCUUUCACAAGCUCUUUUAUUGAACAUGUCUCUAUAAGCGAGGGCUUGGAGCCUCGUGAUGCUUGUUCAUUAUUAGCCAACCUCUCUGGAUUCUCCGACGAUAGAAUGGAGAAUGAAGUUGCCCAAGCUCUGAACUAUCAGCCACUUGCCCUCGCAAGCGCUGCAACCUAUCUAAGGCAGGUGCGACGUAACAAAGCAACUGCAGAGAUUGGCUGGAACGAUUAUGUCGAGAAACUGAGCAAAGGCCAACGGCGUACCACUGAGGCUAUUCUUGCUGAGACCAACCCAUGCUACCAAAAGUCCAUGACCACAGCAAUAUCGUUAGCCAUUGAAACGAUGGCGGCAUCUGACAGAAUUCUUAGUCAUGUUUUCACUUUCCUCUCCCUUUGCGCAAUGCAACCCGUGCAUCUAGACCUUGCGAUCGAUUACCUUCUGGCUGCAGAUAAAGAAACGGAGACACGUGAGGUGAUAAGUUUGAGAAUUCAAAGGUGCUCGUUACUGUUACUAGACGAGGAGGAGAGUGGUGUUUAUAUUCGCACACAUUAUGCUGUACAUGAGGUAAUUAAUGCCUUAAUGAACGAGCUUUCAGAGCAGAAGAGCCUUGAAGCCGUGAGUGGAGCAUUAAGGUCAUUUAACGAAUUUAUCAACGACAGUUCACGCAUAAAUUCUGAUGAACAUGAUUCUAUUUCUAGCAGAAAGCAACUUGUUCCCCAUUUGAAAUCCUUCAUUUUGAAAAUUAAAGACUUUUUCUGCACAGAGAAACUACCCAAAAUCCUCAAAGAGGAAUUGUUUAACAUUCAGGGUCUUCCAGGCAUGUUUGGAAAUCUUGGGCAAGUGGCCCAAAACCAUUUGGACUUUUAUACAGCGAAGAAGUACUUUCAUGUAGCAUUGGAAAUCACCAAAUGUGAUAAGCGUUUUAGAGGUGUUGAUGCAGCAAUCGCCAAUUUUCACAUGGGUACCAUUCACCAAGACUUUGGCGAGUUUCAUCUGGCAAAAAAGUGCUUUGAAUGUGAAUUAUCUAUUCGACUGAAAGAACAAGGACGCAAGCAUGUCGAUAUCGCAGCUACUUAUGGGAACUUGGGUAACAUCCACCUUGGCCUAGGAGAUCUGGAGAAAGCGAAAAGCUAUUAUGAACUUGCACUGGUUAUUAUUCACGAUAUGGGCGAGCAUGAGCAUGUUCAUGUGGCAACUACUUACAAUAAUCUAGGAGACGUUCAUAGUGAAUUGGGUCAUCCAAAGCAGGCAAGGAUAUAUUACAAUCAUGCCCUGAGAAUUCGUCUAAAACAAUUUGGUCCUGAUCAUAUUCUUGUCGCAGCUACUUAUGGCAGCCUAGGAAACGUAUCUCGACAAUUGGGAAAUCUAGAGCAAGCGAAAGACUAUUAUGAUCGUGCACUGGCCAUUCGAACGAGGAAGCUCGGACCUGAACAUAUUGAUGUGGCAACUACAUACAAUAACUUGGGUAUUGUUUAUCUCAUGUCCAAUUCACUAGAGCAAGCUAAAGAUUAUUUUGAUCUUGCACUGGCCAUUAAUCUGGAUAAACUUGGACCUGAGCAUGUCCACGUUGCAGCCACUUACAAUAACCUAGGUAACGUUCAUGUCGAACUUGGUGAUCCGGAAAAGGCGAAGGAAUAUUAUGAUCUAGCACUCAUCAUCGGUCAGAACCUGGUCGAUGACGAACAGUUGAAAGAUGAAGGUCCGAAACGGCCAUUGCGUGAUCGAGGGACCACUUGUAAAAUACUUUAAAUGCUUAAUUUUGACCCACGGGAUGGAUUUUGUGCUGCACUCAUGAGAACAUAAUGUACUUUAUUUUCAACAAAGAUGUUAUUCAUGUAAAAAACUCGUGAACUGGCCGUAUUGGGCUCGGAAGGAAAGCAGUGAAAAGUGAAGGAAAGCUAGUUUUCUAUGUAGGCCUUCUACAGCAACAUCAAUAUGCAUGCAUAGCCUUCGUAGGUUUUACAAUUUACUGUUAAAUUUGUGGUACCAUGUCAAAAUCGCGUCGUUUACAUUUAACGAUAAUGUGACAAUGUUUUGGACCUAAAAAAGAGAGCAUGCCCAUAUAAUAAAAUAUGGUAACAAUAUA